AUGCAGAAGAGCAACAAAUACAACUGCGCCAUGAAAACGAAGGACAUUGAUGCCGUCGAGGGCAAAUCUGUGUCGCUGCCCUGCCCCAUUGCCGAGCCCCUGCAUGAUGUUUAUAUGGUCUUAUGGUUUCGUGAUAAUGCGGGCAUACCUCUAUAUAGCUUCGAUGUGCGCGAUAGUAUGGCCAUUGAGCAGCCCAGACAUUGGUCAGCUCCGGAGGUGUUCGGUUCACGUGCCAAAUUUCAUUUUGAAUCGCAGCCAGCCACAUUGGAAAUUAAGGAUGUCAAAAGGCAUGAUCAAGGCAUUUACCGUUGUCGUGUCGAUUUUCGCACAGCUCAAACACAAAGCUUCCGUUUCAAUUUGUCUGUAAUAAUACUUCCGGAGCAGCCCAUCAUACUGGACCGUUGGGGUCGUCAACAGAAUGGCACACAAUUGGGUCCCAAGCAGGAGGGCGAUGAUAUUGUUAUCACUUGUCGUGUGGUGGGCGGUCGACCGCAACCGCAGGUCCGCUGGCUCGUAAAUGGACUACUUGUCGACAAUCAAAACGAGCACAAUUCCGGCGAUGUUAUCGAGAAUCGACUGUUGUGGCCAUCGGUGCAGCGCAACGAUUUGAAUUCCGUAUUCACAUGUCAGGCAUUGAAUACGCAAUUAGAUAAGCCCAAGGAAAAGAGCUUCAUACUGGAUAUGCAUCUAAAACCAUUAACCGUAAAAAUUCUGGAGCCGCCCAGUUCAAUGAUUGCCGAUCGACGCUAUGAAGUUACCUGUGAAUCGUCCGGUUCACGUCCGAAUGCCAUCAUCACCUGGUACAAGGGAAAACGUCAAUUGCGACGCACAAAGGACGACAUAUCAAAGAACUCGACACGCUCCGAGCUGAGCUUUGUGCCCACCACAGACGACGAUGGCAAAUCGAUAACAUGCCGUGCGGAAAAUCCAAAUGUGAACGGCCUCUAUUUGGAGACCAUGUGGAAAUUGAAUGUCGUUUAUCCUCCAUUGGUGACGCUGCGCUUGGGCUCCACAUUGACACCGGAUGAUAUCAAGGAAGGCGACGAUGUUUACUUCGAGUGUCACGUACAAUCGAAUCCUCAAUGGCGGAAACUGUUGUGGUUACAUAAUGGCAUUCACUUGGAACACAAUACGUCGGCUCGCGUCAUACGCUCCAAUCAGAGCCUUGUGCUGCAGAAGAUAACGAAACAUUAUGCGGGAAAUUAUGCGUGCAGCGCCAUCAACGACGAAGGCGAAACGGUCAGCAAUCAGUUGCCGCUGCGCGUUAAAUAUACACCUGUUUGCAAGCACACGGAUCGCGUUAUACUAAUUGGUGCCUCCAAGGAUGAGACUGUUGAGGUUAUAUGCGAGAUUCAAGCGGAUCCGCCGCCACGGACAUUUCGCUGGAAAUUUAACAACUCAGGCGAAACUCUGGACGUGGGCAGUGAACGAUUCAGCGUGAAUGGAAGCCGCAGCAUUUUAAAGUACACUCCAGUUACGGAUCAGGAUUAUGGUACACUGUCCUGCUGGGCGGCUAACGAAGUGGGAACACAGCAACAGCCCUGUCUCUUUCAAGUAGUUUUAGCAGCUCUGCCAAAUGGCGUCAGCAAUUGCAGCAUCUUUAAUCGCACCGAACUCAGUGUUGACAUACAAUGCAUACCCGGCUACGAUGGCGGCCUGCCACAGAUAUUUGUGCUCGAAAUGUUUUCAACACGCACCGGCAUUACCAGAUUCAAUCUGAGCAACGCGGAGGAGGCGCUCUUCUCGCUGGAGAAUCUGGACACGCUCACCUCGAUGAUGAUGCAGGAGAACAACUCGUUGAGGCUGCGCAUUUACUCUUACAAUCAGAAGGGACGCAGUGCAGCCUAUCUGUUGCCCGAUUUCAUAAUUGGCUCAACAGCUUACAAGACAGACGACGACGUGACGCUCACGCUGUCACCGGUGAUUGUUGGCAGCGUUCUAACCAUCAUAAUUAUUGGGGUAGCCAUCGCGAUACGAAUCUUUGUGGUUACAUUCGUGCACAAUCUGCGACGCAAUCGCCAGCACGGCAACAAGGCGACGGCGGCAGGCGUUGUCGCCCAAUCGGGCGAUGUCUUUAAGAGCAACAACCUGGAGAAGCCGCGCUGGCAGCACACGGACAUAAAAACGAAAUCAUCUGAGGAUUUGGUCGAGGACGAACGUGAUCCAGAUGUAAUACCCUCACAAUACGUUGGCGGCAGCAGCGCUGGGAGCAGCGGCAGCAAUGCCUCCAAUGUUGGCAGCACCACAGCCACUGGCACAGCCACCGGCAGCAGCACAUCGACAGCGGUGGCGGCAGCUGCGACUGCAGUCGACCGCGAUGCGCAUCAGUUUGCUGCGGUAACAGCAUCAGCUACAGCAUCUGCAACAGCAUCGGCAGCAGCAGCAGCAGCAGCUGGGACGCCAUCGGCCGUUGGACUCGUUGGCAGCAUUUCCAAAUGGUCACCCAAUGGCAAUGCAGCGGCCAUGACGACGACUACGGCGCUGUCCAGUGAUCCGGCGAAUCCGCCGGUCACCUACAACCAGAUCAAUGCACAGCGCGCGCAGCUGCUGGCCGCCGUUGCAGCGGUUGGCGGUGGCUGCAGCAGCACCGUCAUCUCGCCCAGCAGCAGCAUGAUGGGCAGCCUGGGCAUGGGCAUGGGUAUGGGUGGCGGGAAGCCGUUGACACUUGGCAUGGGUGGCACCAUCAUUGGAUCGCCCACAUCGCUCUCCUCGACCUCGACGCUGGCAGCGCAUUUACAGCCGGCGCACAGCAGCGGCGUCGGCACUCUGCCGCCCGGCCUGGGCAGCGGCGGUGGCUAUAUACUGAAUGCCUAUGCUAGUGGCAGGCUGCAGCAUACGCAGGGUCACACGGCCACCUUGAAUCGCCAUCAACAUCAACAGCAGCAGCACCACCACCAACAGCAGCAUCAUCAUCAGCAGCAGCAGCAUCAGCCUGGGUCCGGUUCCAGCUUGCUGCUGGGCAGUGUGGGCAGCGUUAUGGGCGUGGGCGUCACCUCGACAACAACCACCUCAUGCAACUCGUCCCAGGAUUUGGAUGACAACAUCAAUAUAAAUGCGAUAAAGGAUUGCCUCAUGACGCAACGUGUGCCCGAAAGCUGCGUCUAAGUGGCGAAUUAUAAAGUCUAGACUCUAGACCUUCGACUAUAGCGCUACGGUUAAGAGAAGCAGACGUACACACCUAGAUCUAGACCUAGACUAGAUA
Messenger RNA from Drosophila hydei, 3202 nucleotides. RefSeq names its product neural cell adhesion molecule 1. NCBI's taxonomy places the organism in Eukaryota, Metazoa, Arthropoda, Insecta, Diptera, Drosophilidae. The record is from RefSeq and is a predicted model, not a curated record.